AUGGUCUUUGAAUGAUCAAUAUAUUCGAGCUGAGUUGUCGGUUUACUUAGCAAUUCAAAUACAGGCCUAUUUCUUGGAGCUGAUCUUACUUUUACAGCUUUGGUCUUUCUCUUACUUCCCUCAUUUUAAAACAAGCAGAACCAUUCGAAAAAUAUAUAAUACUGGAGAAAAAUUUUGGCAAUUUUUAUAAUAAAAUAUCUAUUAUUCUAUUAAAUUUUAGCUUACAUUUCUAAAACAAUAAUUUACAAUUGUAAUAAGUUUUUAUUUUCAAUUUUUACGAAUUGGAAUUUUUAAUUUUGCUUAGACUGUCCUGAUGCCUAUCAUUAGAGCCCUAUCCAAAGCCAGAGCCGGGGUUAGCAAUUGCAGUAUUUUUCUUAUGGUGAUUAAUUUUCCAUCUAUUAAUAACUUUUUGAAGAUUUCCUCUGAAAAUUCUCGCCAAACUCAAUACAGUCUUCUUCAUGAUUUCUUUUUGGCCGCUACUCAAUUCUUCCACUUCCUCAAUCAUUGCAAUAGGCUUUAAAAGAAUUUUUUCUGUACUUAUUUCAGCUUUUACAGAGUGUUCCAUUUCAAUUGUAGUCAAAGGCUUAGUAAACAAUUUAUAG
Blepharisma stoltei is the source of this 602-nucleotide messenger RNA. NCBI's taxonomy places the organism in Eukaryota, Ciliophora, Heterotrichea, Heterotrichida, Blepharismidae. The record is from the annotation of a GenBank genome assembly.